Molecule: messenger RNA, 1433 nt
Organism: Paramacrobiotus metropolitanus
Lineage: Eukaryota; Metazoa; Tardigrada; Eutardigrada; Parachela; Macrobiotidae
Product: mesencephalic astrocyte-derived neurotrophic factor homolog
Exons: 6
Coding region: 699-1253 (184 amino acids)
Biological process (GO): dopaminergic neuron differentiation; neuron projection development
Cellular component (GO): endoplasmic reticulum
Source: RefSeq, a predicted model, not a curated record
UUAGUAUUAAGUUAUUAACCCAAUAAAACUCCCGUCUUCUAUCAUCUAUGUAAGUACUUAUAUAGCUCUCUGGCUUGACAAAACCGCCCGCAGGCCGGCAACCUCACCCAGGACUCGGGAGUAGCCAGGACACAGAGGUCCAGGACUAUCGAUCUGUUUUGUCCUGUGAGCGUGGAGACACUAAACCGGAAGCCUCUUGGUUCAAAAAAAAACUGUAAACUGUUAACUGUUCCUUGUUUUUCACAAAAAACCAUAGUCCAGCUGAACAGAGGAGUCAACGGUAGAACUAACUGGUCGUACUGCGAGCUGUGACCAGCCAAUUGGGGAGCCACACAUGCAAGAUGGGCGGGGCGGCAGCGGAACAUCAGAGAUUCAGAAUUCUGGAUGCUCAAUGCUCAUUAUUGGCAGCUCUGUUUUUUACGGUCUGAAAAAAUUAAUAAGAGCGGUACGAGUACAAUUAUUUCCUGACUGUUCCUGUAAUAAGUCUGUAUUUGCAAUUUCAGUCAUUCAUCCGUAUUCUUUUUGGAAACGUUUCGUACCGCUUUUGCCGGGAGAUUAAUAUUAUUAACUACGAAUUUACGAAAGGAGCGCAAUCGACUAAUCACUCCUCACUGCUUUUAUUAUUCGAAACGAAGCGACAAACAUCUACGAAGUCUGCCUACCUGGAGUUGAUUUGUCGGUUUCGAAAGCGAAACACAAUGGAUCUUUACUGCUUUCCUUCCCACUCACGUUGCAGUCGGUUUUGGAUUUUUGUUGUGUGUUUGCAUCUUCUUGCUUUACUCCACGAGGUUCGCGGAAAAGACGCAGAAUGCGAAGUAUGCGUCAGCGUCUUGAAAACUUUGCGCGAAAGUCUUCCCGGCGAGGACCAGUCGAACGCAGCAAAAGUCGAAAAGAAAUUCAAAUUGGACUGCAAGGAGAAUAAACAGCCACAAGAGCACCGUUUUUGUUAUUACGUUGGAGGACUGGAAGAGAGUGCCACAUCUAUCCUGGGUGAACUUUCUAAACCCAUGUCUUGGGGAAUGCCGGUGGAAAAAGUCUGCGAAAAACUUCGAAAGAAAGAUUCUCAAAUUUGCGAUUUGAAAUAUGAAAAGCAGCUGGACUGGAAAACGUUGGAUCUCAACAAACUGAAAGUCAAAGAUUUGAAGAAGAUUCUGGGCGACUGGAGCGAAGACUGUAAAGGAUGCACAGAAAAGUCUGAAUUUAUAAAGAAAAUUAAUGAGCUAAAGCCUAAAUAUGUGAAAGAAGAACUGUGAUAUUAACAAGAAGUUUAUUAUUCUUUGUUGUAUUUCAUUUUCUGUUGGUUACCUAAGUUAUAUGGUUAUAAGAUUGUAAAUGGUUUGCUUGGUGUUUCUUAGAAGGACACGACGAAAGUUAAACAGAAAGAAAUCUUUAUUUCGGUUUUUGUCAUCGUGAAGAAAAAAACGCUGGUUUAA